Messenger RNA from Pollicipes pollicipes, 2616 nucleotides. Its product is annotated as centrosomal protein of 95 kDa. The transcript is spliced from 17 exons. Bases 112 to 2214 code for a protein of 700 amino acids. The record is from RefSeq and is a predicted model, not a curated record. Gene Ontology annotation, cellular component: centrosome; spindle pole. Lineage: Eukaryota; Metazoa; Arthropoda; Thecostraca; Pollicipedomorpha; Pollicipedidae.
GUCGGUACAGCAAGUCAUUUAUCAUCUGAUUCGCCGUUGUGUUUCGGAAUUUUUCUCAAUUCUCAAUGGAUUUAUAUCUUUUAUCAUAAGUGAUCCUGUUAUGAUGUAGUCAUGGCUGAGAAGAAGAUCAGGAAGAGAGAUUGCGUCAAGCUCUCCAAUAAGAUCAUCGAACGCUGCGAGUUGCCGAUCCCCCGCGUCACUAGCAUCGAUGGCAUCCGCUCCAACUUGUUCACCAGCCUGCUGCAGGUGCUCUACCAUCGGGUACCCGAAGGCAUCAUCGAGACGCCGACCAACACCGAGGAGGAGGUGGCCAACGUGCAGGCGAUCAUCAACCACCUGGCGCUCGACCUGAUCCACAUCGAUCUCUCGCACAUCUCGGGCGCCGACGUCAUCGCCGGCGAUCCGCGCGCCAUCUAUAACCUGCUGGAGAUCUUCUGCGGCUUGCACAAGUACCUCAGCUCCACGUCCAUCGGACAAUGGAACCUGGAGGAGACGCUGACGGAGACGGACAACGAGCUGAGCAGUGCGCCCUCCUCCGACGAGGUGACUACCGACGCCGGCCAGGAGGAGCUCUCAGAGCUGGAGGAGCCAUCAGAGCAGGAGAGUGAGGACCAGCCGCCUCCCUCUGAGGACGGUCUGCCUCCCUCUGAGGACGAUCCUCCUCCCUCUGAGGACGCUCCUCCUGCUGGGGAGGACGCCGCGGAUCUGGCCGGACUUGAUGAAGAGGAGGAGGGCGAGGAGCCAGUCGUGUCACUAUCCCGUCAGCUGUCAGCGGCGGCCCGUGACGGCGGCGAGGGCGAGGACGAGUACGAGUAUGAGGACGAGUACGAGGACGAGGGUGAACUGGAGGACGACGACGAGGGCACGGAGACGAUGCAGAGCCUGACGGCCGAGGAGGACGCGGCCACCGGCAGCCUGGCUGACACCGAACACGAGGACGAGGACACCGGCCAGGAGGACCUGAGUCGGGAGGACUACCGGGGCGACGAGGACAGCCAGGAGUGCGAGUCGGACGAGGAGGAGGAGGAGGAUGAGGACGACGAGGAGGAGGAGGACGCCGGGGUGGACAUCAGCCGUCAGCUGAGUGAAGAGCUGCAGCAAGCGCGCGAGUCGGCUGGCGUUCUUUCGCCGGUGGCUAGCGGCGCCAAGAUGAGCCGUCCCAGCGCCACUAAGAGAGAAAGCUUUUUGUCGAGACAGUUGGAUUCAACGAUCCGGGAAACGGGCGAGGAGCGGGCGAUCGUGGAGACGACGCGCGAGGAGGCUGGCGACCAGCUGCAGAAGGAGACGGUGCGCCGCGAGGUGCGCAGGAAGGUCUGCAGCGCGCCCCACCCGCGACAGAUGUCGUACACCAAGCAGAAAUCGCGCCGGUCCGUGUGCAGUGAUGGCGUCACCGACUGGCUCGAGUCCGGGGCCGACGACACGUACCUCAAGGUCGAGGGCAAAGAGGCGGACGUGUUCGACUACCUGCGCCGCGAGUUCCCGUACGUGCAUCUGUCAGCCGAGACCAAGCGCCGCCUGAUGACGCAGUACCGGCACCAGAUGAAGUACAUCAUGAGCCUGGUGGAGCCCGUCGAGUCGAGGAAGAUCAAAAUACGGCGUAAGGACGUGCUGAAGCGGCAGGCGCUGCUCACCGACAUCAUGCACCAGCACAAGGCGCACGACCAGCGCUUCCAGCAGAUGGCCAACUGCAAACGGCGCGAGGCCAAGAUCCGGAACAUGCCGCGGGACAGCAAGAUCUCGUGUCUGCGGGCGCAGCGCUACGUCAGCUCGUUCCAGCAGCAGUUCCAGUCGCGCUCGGCCUUCAACAAGAGCAAGGAGGAGCUGCUGUUACGUGCCGUGUUCGAGGAGAUGCUGGAGAUCCAGCGCUGCCGGCUGCGCUCCGUGCGCAAGCUGGAGAAACAGGCCAUCCAGAAGUUCUACGACGCUGACGGCUACACGAGCGACCUGAACCGCAUGCACCAGUACUACGAGGCCAACUUCCGGGACCUGGCGGCGCUGCUAGCGCGCGAGCGGGCCGACCUGAUGCUGGCCGAGAAGCAGCAGACGCGCCUCAACGAUCGCAUACGGCGCGAGUUCCGCGACUACAUGGAGGCGGACGUGCGCAGCCUCAACGACAAGAUCGUCAACAGUUGGCAGCCGCAGUUCAGGGAGCUGGACGCGGACCGGGUGCGCAGCGAUCUGUACCAGGCCAACUGGAAGUUCUGCGUGACGUAACCGAGCCGGCCGCCGCCGCCGUCGUCCGAGCCGACCCGACCCGCCGGCGGCGGCGGGCUCGGGCUGUCCGCCGGGCCGCCGCCGCCGCCGCCGGCCCUGCCGUCCAAAUCACCGUCCGUGUCGCUGUCGGGCGCCGCCGGCCGCCGCAGGCGGUGCCCGAUGUCUGUGUGGGUCCCGGGUGGGCCGCGAGAUACGUGUGAACGCGUCAGGAAACGUGGGAGCUAGCUUUCGAGUCAAAUGGCGCCGGGUGGUGUGUUAGGGAGACCAACUGUUUUAUACCAGAGUAGUUCUACAGGGGAUGCAGCCAGGCGCGCGCGCGGUUGUGGAGGAUGCCCAGAUGUACCGUUAUUGGUUUGAAGUAUUUUAAUGUUUCGUUACGUCUAAUAAAUUGUUUCCUGAUGC